Messenger RNA from Rhizopus microsporus ATCC 52813, 2814 nucleotides. Its product is annotated as 6-phosphofructokinase. Gene Ontology annotation, biological process: fructose 1,6-bisphosphate metabolic process; canonical glycolysis; fructose 6-phosphate metabolic process. Bases 1 to 2814 code for a protein of 937 amino acids. The transcript has 4 exons. Gene Ontology annotation, molecular function: fructose-6-phosphate binding; 6-phosphofructokinase activity; identical protein binding. NCBI's taxonomy places the organism in Eukaryota, Fungi, Mucoromycota, Mucoromycetes, Mucorales, Rhizopodaceae. Gene Ontology annotation, cellular component: 6-phosphofructokinase complex; mitochondrion; cytoplasm. The record is from RefSeq and is a predicted model, not a curated record.
AUGGCAAAAGGCCUUUCACACCUCGUCUUUAUCGCAAGUACCGAAGAAUCCUAUCACCACACAAUCGACUUUUACAAGGCAUUCGGCUUUAAGGUUAUUAGUGUCUCAAAUGGUGAAAAACAAAACGAGAUAUGGCUAAAACUUGACUCGAAUGAACAUGCUAUGACUUCUGAUAUUGUUAUCAAGCUCAUCUUAAGUGUGGGCUCGGUACCUCGACCCAGACCAGAUAAUGAGUCCGACUGGUCACUCAACCCCUCUGCUAUUGCAUUAUCCGUUAUGGAUGUUAGCGCUGUCAAGUCACAGCUAGACUCGCUAGGAUGCGACUAUCAAGACAGGUCUAUCAAGUCAUUUAGCGGAACCUUUCAGCUAAUUGAAGUUUACUGUCUGGAUCCUUUGAACAACACAGUCAUCUUUUCCAAUAAGCCAUCCUUCCCGAGUUUAUUAGAAAGCGCUCCUGCUGGCUUAAUUGACGAUAUUAAUGAAAAACAGGACAAGAUCAAAAAGAUUGGUGUACUGACUUCGGGCGGUGACGCGCCAGGUAUGAAUGCUUGCGUUCGUGCCGUUGUCCGUUACGGUAUCUCCAAGGGUUGUGAAGUGUUUGCGGUUUAUGAAGGCUAUCAAGGUCUUGUUGAUGGAGGAAUCAAAAAGAUGGACUGGAAAAGCGUUCGUGGCUAUCUAUCGGUGGGUGGUACAUCCAUUGGUACAGCUAGAUGUAUGACAUUCAAGACGCGUGAGGGUCGUCUUCAGGCUGCAGAAAAUCUGAUCAAGAACGGUAUUGAUGCACUCAUUGUCUGCGGUGGCGACGGUUCACUCACUGGUGCUGAUGUAUUCCGUUCUGAAUGGAGUGGACUUAAUCAAGAACUUUUGGAAGCCGGCAGAAUUUCGGAAGAAGAAGCAGAAACUUUCAAGUAUUUGACCAUUGUUGGUUUGGUGGGCUCGAUUGACAAUGAUAUGUCAUCAACAGACAUUACUAUCGGCGCUGUUACAUCUCUUCAUCGUAUUUGUGAAUCUGUUGACUCAAUUGGCACCACUGCCUUAUCCCAUUCCCGUGCAUUUGUUAUUGAAGUGAUGGGCCGUCACUGUGGCUGGCUCGCGCUCGCUGCUGGUAUUGCCACAGGCGCUGACUUUGUGUUCAUUCCCGAAAGACCACCACCAGAAGACAACUGGGAAGAGACUUUAUGUGCAGUCGCCCAUCGUCAUCGUAAACUUGGUAAAAGAAAGACCGUGGUUAUUGUUGCUGAAGGUGCUCUUGACAAGCAUUUGAACCCAAUUAAGGCCGAUCAUAUCAAGGACAUUCUCAGUGAUCGUCUUGGUCUAGACACACGCGUUACUACACUUGGACAUACCCAACGGGGUGGCUCUCCUGCUGCAUACGACCGCAUCCUUGCUACCAUUCAGAGUGUUGCUGCAGUUGAUGCCGUUUUAAGCGCUACUCCAGAGACGCCUUCUCCUAUAAUCGGCAUGAGCAACAAUGAAGUGACGACUGGUGACCUUAUGAAAGCUGUGGAGCUGACUCAUGAAGUGGCACAAGCUAUAGGAGAAAAGAACUUUGCUCGUGCUAUGGAACUUCGUGAUCCUCAAUUUAUUGAAGAGCUUGAGGCUUAUACUGCUACGACCAUUUUAGAUGACGACAGUAUGUUGCUUCCUCCACACCGUCGUCUUCGCAUUGGUAUCAUUCAUGUAGGUGCUCCUGCUGGUGGUAUGAACGCCGCUACAAGAACAGCAGUACGCUAUGCAAUUAACCGUGGUCAUAAAGCUUUCGGUAUCAGCAAUGGUUUCCCUGGAUUAGCCCGUGGAUCUGUCGAGGAGCUGACCUGGAUAGCCGUUGACGGUUGGACAUCACGCGGUGGUUCCGAGCUGGGUACUAACCGUGCUGUUCCUGGUGAAGCUGUUGAUAUGGGCAUGAUUGCCUAUCAGCUUCAAAAAUACAACAUCCAAUCACUUUUAAUCAUUGGUGGUUUUGAAGCAUUCUCUUCAGUUAUCAAGCUUGAACAAGCUCGUCACCAGUAUCCUUCUUUAUGUAUCCCUAUCGCAUGUAUCCCAGCUACGGUUUCAAACAAUGUUCCUGGUACAGAUUUCUCUCUUGGUUCUGAUACAGCUUUGAAUGCUAUUGUUGACUCUUGUGAUGCCAUCAUUCAGUCUGCACGUUCUUCACGUCGUCGUGUGUUUGUAGUGGAAGUACAAGGUGGUAAAUCUGGUUACUUGGCCGUGGAGGCUGGCUUGGCUAGCGGUGCUAGCACAAUCUAUAUUCCUGAAGAAGGGGUUAACCUCUCUCGUCUCCAAUCAGAUGUUCGACACUUGAUGGCAAUGUACAUGGAUGAUGCUGCAGAUAAAUCUGAAGGCAGGAUUAUUCUUCGUAAUGAAAGUGUUAGCAAGACUUACACAACCCAAGUCAUAUCCGACAUUCUUAAAGAAGAAGGACAUGCCCUAUUUGACUCUAGAACCGCUGUCCUAGGUCACAUUCAACAAGGCGUUAACCCAAGUCCAUUAGAUCGUAUUAGAGCAACACGACUUGCAAAAUGUUCGCUUGAUUUCUUUGAAAAACACACAGUCGCUGCUCUUGAUAGAGCACAUAGUCUGAAUGGCCCUGCUCCUAUUGAUCUUUGUAGAGUUGAACACUCUGCUGCUAUCAUUGGUCUUUCUGGCUCUAAAGUGACUUACAGAUGCAUUAAAGAGCUUGUUCCUUUGACUGAUAUGAAAAACCGUAAACCUUUGGAAUCUUGGUGGCUGCCUCACCGUCCUCUUGUUGAUCUUUUGUCUGGUCGUGGUUUAUUUACACCACAGGCUCAAGCAACUUUGAACCAUAGCAAGUAG